Molecule: messenger RNA, 2804 nt
Organism: Caenorhabditis elegans
Lineage: Eukaryota; Metazoa; Nematoda; Chromadorea; Rhabditida; Rhabditidae
Gene: nsf-1
Product: Vesicle-fusing ATPase
Exons: 13
Coding region: 24-2498 (824 amino acids)
Biological process (GO): SNARE complex disassembly
Cellular component (GO): cytoplasm
Molecular function (GO): ATP binding; ATP hydrolysis activity
Source: RefSeq, marked reviewed
AGUUUUCAGUCAGACAUUUUCUCAUGAGUCCAGUCCCGUGUUUAAGCACAUGUUGCUGUUUUAGGAAAAUCGUGGAAUAUUCUACAAUGUCGUGGUUUCGGAAAUCAGCAAACGACUCACUACUGGAGACAAAUCACGACCGCAUUCCAGUAGCUCCACCACGCGAAGUGAGAGCACCAUCACCACGUCUGCCCCCCAGUUAUCAGACGUCCAACGAAAAAAUGUUCCGUGUUCGGAAAGCACCAUCAGAAGAACACACGUUGGCUAAUUAUGCCUACGUUAAUCGCUCUGAUUUUGAUGAUAAGCAGAUCAAGCAUGUCCGCGUAAAUCCCGGCCCUGCUCACCACUAUAUUUUUUCGAUUCGAAAUGAUGGCUCAAUCAAGCCUGGAGAAAUCGCAUUCGGUGUUCCACAUCGUAAAUGGGCAGCUUUAUCGUUGGAUCAAGAAGUUCGAGUGACACCGUUCACUUUUCAACAAUCUGAAUAUGUUGGUUCAAUGAUUUUGACAGCUGAUUUCAAUGCCAAAAAGAAUGUCACAUCUGAACCACUCAACGCCGAUUUGAUGGCCAGAGAAUUCUCGAUUCAGUUUGGAGGACAAGCUUUUUCAAAAGGUAUGCAAAUGGCUUUCCGAUUUGAAGAUAAAGAGAAGAACAAGACUCACACUCUAUCACUUGUUGUCAAAUCAAUCGAAGGAUUUGAUAUUGGAAAAGCUGCAGCUGCGGCAAGUGGUGCAUCCAAUACGGACAGUAGUGCCACCAAACCAAAGCAAAUUGAAGCAGGAGAACUUUUACCAAAUUCAGUUAUUGUAUUUGAUAAAGAGGAAGGAUCUAUGCUUAAUUUGAUUGGAAAGAGUAAAGGAAAAUCCGCUUACCGCUCAAUCAUCAACCCUGACUGGGACUUUCAACAAAUGGGAAUUGGAGGUCUUGACACUGAGUUUUCUCAUAUUUUCCGCCGUGCCUUCGCGUCUCGUGUAUUCCCACCAGAGUUUAUUGAGCAACUCGGAAUGAAGCACGUCAGAGGUAUUCUUUUGUUCGGACCACCUGGAACCGGAAAAACAUUGAUGGCGAGACAAAUUGGAAAGAUGUUGAACGCGAGAGAGCCAAAAAUUGUAAACGGACCACAGAUUUUGGAUAAAUACGUUGGAGAAUCAGAGUCAAACGUGAGAAAAUUGUUCGCUGAUGCCGAAGAAGAAUGGAGACGGUGUGGAGCAAAUUCAGGACUUCAUAUUAUCAUUUUCGACGAAAUUGAUGCAAUUUGCAAACAAAGAGGAUCUAUGGCUGGAAGCUCAUCAGUCCAUGACACUGUUGUGAAUCAAUUGCUCUCAAAAAUGGAUGGAGUAGAACAAUUGAAUAAUAUUCUUGUAAUCGGAAUGACCAAUAGACGUGAUAUGAUUGAUGAAGCUCUUCUUCGUCCAGGAAGAUUGGAAGUCCAAAUGGAAGUUUCACUUCCUGAUGAGACUGGACGACUUCAAAUUCUUAAAAUUCACACUGCACGCAUGAGAGAAUACAAUAAAAUGGACCCCAACGUGGAUUUGGAGGAUAUUUCAAAAAGGACCAAGAACUUUUCCGGUGCCGAAUUGGAAGGUCUCGUCAGAGCUGCCCAAUCCAGUGCAAUGAACAGGCUAGUGAAGGCUGGAGGUAAAGCUCAAGCUGAUCCAGAUGCAAUUGAGAAACUUGCUAUUAAUUCUGGCGAUUUUGAUUACGCCCUUGAGAAUGAUAUCAAACCGGCAUUCGGACGUUCUGAUGAAUCGCUGAAUCGUUUCUUGAGCCGUGGAAUGAUCGUUUGGGGACCAGAAGUAACGAAAAUUCUUGAUGAAGGAAGCCUUCUCGCUGCCACUGUAAAAAAUCCUGAAAACAGUGGAUUCCGAACUGUUGUGCUUGCGGGUGCCGCAAAAACCGGAAAAACUUCAUUGGCUGCUCAAAUGGCAAAGAGCUCGGACUUCCCAUUCGUCAAAGUUAUAUCACCAGAAGAUACUGUUGGAUUCUCAGAAUCUGCGAAGUGUAUGGCGUUGAAGAAAGCUUUUGAAGAUGCGAAACGAUCAAAGCUCAGUGUUCUUCUAAUCGAUAAUUUGGAAAGAUUGAUCGACUACCAUCCGGUCGGCCCACGAUACUCCAAUCUGGUAAUUCAAGCUCUUCUCGUACUUCUCAAUGCUCCUCCACCGGCCGGUCACCGUCUGUUCGUCAUCGCAACCUCAUCGGAUCGUAUGUUCUUAAGAGACAUGGGACUUAUGGAUGUAUUUGGAGAUGUUAUUGAUAUUCCUAAACUCACUACAGCAGGACAAAUGAUGAAUGUGAUUCAGGAGAGUAACAUUUAUUCCGAUGAUCAACUUCCUAUGAUUGAACAAAAACUUGCAUCAAUAUGUAGAGGAGAAGGAUUCCAUGGAGUCGGUAUCAAACAUCUUCUCGAAUUAAUUGAAUCUGCUCGUCAGUGUGAAGCCGAUUACCGCGUCCCGACACUUCUUAAUAUGAUGGAAGGUCUUGCUCUAAACUUGUACCGUUAACUCUUCAGUUGAACAUAGAACUCUAAAAGCUAAGAAAUUUAUUCAAAUUAAUUUAUUUAAUUCUAAUUAUUGCAUAACCCAUUGAAUUCUCGCCGCAAUAUUGUGAUAAUCAAUGGAUCUCCAACCUCUUUUUUUCAAUUUUUUUUUCUUAUUCAUUUAAAUAUUUAUUUAUUCGCAGUCCCUUUGUAUUGAACUUGUAACCAUCAUAGCUUUCUUUAUGUGCACUCAUUUAUUUAAAGUGCUAUUCAAUUAGCUAAAGUAUGUAAGUUUCCAUUUCAAGUAGCAAUAAAAUGGUUUGUAUAUUUA